GGAGACGUGGGAGCUCAAGGGCCACGGGGACCUCCCGGUCCUAUUGCGUCCACUAUGGCGAAGGGAACGAUAGUCGGUCCCAAGGGAGAUGGAGAGCCAGGCGAGGCUGGUCCUCGGGGCUACCCUGGAAACGCUGGAUUGCCUGGUCAACCAGGUCUUCCCGGAAUGAAGGGAGAAAAAGGACUGUCUGGACCAGCGGGACCUAGGGGCAAAGAAGGACGACCCGGAAAUCCUGGUCCCCCUGGAUUCAAAGGUGAUCGUGGUCUUGACGGAGUGCCAGGUUUCCCUGGUUUGCCCGGACAAAAAGGUGAAGCUGGCUAUCCCGGAAGAGAUGGACCCAAAGGAAAUCAAGGACCUCCUGGACCACCUGGAGUAAGUUAG
Molecule: messenger RNA, 381 nt
Organism: Cylicostephanus goldi
Lineage: Eukaryota; Metazoa; Nematoda; Chromadorea; Rhabditida; Strongylidae
Source: the annotation of a GenBank genome assembly